UUGCAAGUCCGCCGGCUAUACAUCUUGCUUUUUCCCUCGAGUGUCCACAACUGCAAGAGAUACAGCCAGCAUGUCCCAAGUACCCCCACGAACCACCCCCACGCCGAUGCACGAGAUGCCUGCGCCUCCGACCGCAAGCUUGGAAACACCCGCCGAUUACAAAAAGACUUUCAGAGACAGGAAAAUCGUCAGCAAGUUUGCCGAUCCAUGUGAGGAAGCCAGAAAAGCCUCGCUCCUGUGUCUCGAAAAGACACACUACAAUCGUUCCGAAUGUCUCGACUUUUUCACCGCGUACAAGAACUGCAAGUCCAACUGGAUGGCUCAACGGAGAGAAGACAGGGUCAAGGGAAGAGAUUUCGAAUGAUACGGAGAAGGCUCUCCUGGACGCGGUCGCCCGACCGACGAGCGCUGUGCUCGGUGGCUAUGCUACUUGGACUGCGGUGUGUGUUGGAUACAUAGGAUGCAGCUGUACGUUAUGCUGUCGCUACCGAAGCACCGAGGGGCAGUGGUCGCGGGGAUACAUAGCUGCUCGUCGAUGAUGUUGAUUGAGGCAAUUUUCCUGAUGCGGCCAUUGCGACCGGCCGACGUCUUCCUCCAUUCAUUUUUCCGUCCUCAGCUGUCUUUUGCAUAUAUUCUACGCAACU
Molecule: messenger RNA, 644 nt
Organism: Cryptococcus amylolentus CBS 6039
Lineage: Eukaryota; Fungi; Basidiomycota; Tremellomycetes; Tremellales; Cryptococcaceae
Product: cytochrome c oxidase-assembly factor COX23, mitochondrial
Exons: 5
Coding region: 71-364 (97 amino acids)
Source: RefSeq, a predicted model, not a curated record